This is a messenger RNA of Aspergillus aculeatus ATCC 16872, 907 nucleotides long. RefSeq lists its product as uncharacterized. The coding region runs from base 44 to 907 and encodes 287 amino acids. The record is from RefSeq and is a predicted model, not a curated record. The transcript is spliced from 3 exons. NCBI's taxonomy places the organism in Eukaryota, Fungi, Ascomycota, Eurotiomycetes, Eurotiales, Aspergillaceae.
CUCAUACCUCGAGCUCAAUCAGUAAGCCCCUAAGUCCUUCACAAUGACCUCAUCUGCUUCCUCUGUCCGCCGAUCCUGCGCCGCAAUUCCAGGAGACGGGCAUGUGAACCUCCAAGGAGACAGUGACAUCCAUCAUGUCCCCCAGUACGAUUUUGAGCGCCUGCUGGAUUCUUCGUGGUCAACCUCGAGCCCUCAUCACCCCGAAGUCAGUUUCCAACCUCAGGUCGACACCAUCAGACAGGUCCGCACCCAGUCCAUGCCCUUCUCCCGCCCAUUCCCAGAUCUGCCGAAGCCACCGGAGGAGAUCGAUAUCGAAGAUCACACGCUCAUAUGUUGUGACUUUAUCUACGACUUCGCGCGAGGCAUCCCUAUGCUCGCUCAAUUAGGUCUACACGAAAUAUCCCUACCGAGCCCAUUCUUCCUCGAUCUCUACGACGUAGGCUACUACGCAGACCGCACCCGCUGGACGGUCAAGUGUUAUGUCGAGCCCGACAAAUAUAAAGACCAGGUCUUUCCGCACCUCACCCUUCUCGCCUAUCAGCCCAAGGAAGGCCGCGAGAAUGCGCUGCUUCACGGGGAGCUGGUGGCGCUAGUGUCGGCGAUGCGCAGCCGUGCGUUCCAGCUGAAGGUCGAUACCGAGGCAGAGCAGGAACUGCUGAUGGACGCCGAUGAGUAUGACGUGCAAGAUCUGAAAUUAUCCUACCCGUAUCUUUUCCCAGAGGAGGAGACGUUCCCUACUCUGCUGAUCUCUGCAGUCGGGCCCCGGAAUGCCCGGAUUAUCUAUGGAUGUAUGGAGGGUCGGCAGUUGGUGGUGCGACAGUCGAGAUUGUAUAGCUUUGCGAGGGGGGAGGAGGCACCGGUGGAGCUUUUUGCGGCGCUGCGGUUGAGUCGUCCUGUGACUCGGUGA